Molecule: messenger RNA, 2599 nt
Organism: Oryctolagus cuniculus (rabbit)
Lineage: Eukaryota; Metazoa; Chordata; Mammalia; Lagomorpha; Leporidae
Gene: NOTUM
Product: notum, palmitoleoyl-protein carboxylesterase
Biological process (GO): negative regulation of canonical Wnt signaling pathway; protein depalmitoleylation
Molecular function (GO): palmitoleyl hydrolase activity
Source: RefSeq, a predicted model, not a curated record
UCUUUCCUAUGGGUGUAGUGACCCUCCCAGGCUGCGGCCGAUACCGCUGGGGAGACAGGGCAGCGAGCCGCAAUUUGUGCGCACGCGGAGGGAGAUGGGGGAACGCACGCCAAGCAGCCUCCCCAGCAAACGCUAUGCGGAUUCGCGGGGUCCAGCGACCGCAGCCCUGGCACCCGGAGGAGAGGCCGGCGGGGAGGGCGGGGAGACGGCGCCAAGGCGCCAGAGUGCACCGAGGUCACCGAGCCCGGGCCAAGCGGGCAGCUCCCGGGACCCUCGGCCCCAUCCGUCGAUGGCGGCGGGGCAGGGAGAGAGGGGCGCGGCGGUCAGGGCGCAAGGGGCGAGCCCGGGCUUCACCCCGCGCCCCUCCGGCCCCGGAGUCUCCGGGAGCCGCCCCGAACGUGCCCGCUCAGGCGCGGGCCAGGGCGACUCCCCCGCGGCGCCGGGGCCCUCCCGCGGGUGGCACAGAGCGCCGGGGCCUCGCGCCACACCUGUCCGCUCCUCCCGGAGGCCCCGGCGCCGCCACUGCCGGCCCCUCCGCGCGCAGCCCUGUGUCCGCCGCCGCUUUGAUCCCGGGGGCCCCGCGGGAUAAAAGUCCCGGGCGGCUCCGCGCCAGCGCCAGACGGGGAGCACAGCCGAGCCCGGCGCACCAGCGGGCGGCGCAGGGCGAGCGACGCCGAGGAGCCCGGCCACGGGGCCGCCCGCGCGCGCCGCGGUGGCCGCGGGCCCGACUGUCGCGGCCAUGGGCCGAGGGGUGCGCGUGUUGUUGCUGAUCCUCGGCCUGCUGCACUGGGCCGGGGGCGGCGCGGCCAGGAAGACCUGGCGGCGCCGCGGACAGCAGCCGCCGCCCCCGCCGCCGCCCGCACAGCAGACCGAGGCGGCGCCGGGGGCCGGGCAGCCGGUGGAGAGCUUCCCGCUGGACUUCACGGCCGUAGAGGGCAACAUGGACAGCUUCAUGGCGCAGGUCAAGAGCCUGGCGCAGUCCCUGUACCCCUGCUCCGCGCAGCAGCUAAACGAGGACCUGCGCCUGCACCUCCUGCUCAACACGUCCGUAACUUGCAACGACGGAAGCCCGGCCGGAUAUUACCUGAAGGAGUCCAAGGGCAGUCGGCGCUGGCUCCUCUUCCUGGAAGGUGGCUGGUACUGCUUCAGCCGCGAGAGCUGUGACUCCAGGUACGACACCAUGCGGCGCCUCAUGAGCUCCAAGGACUGGCCGCGCACUCGCACAGGCACGGGGAUCCUGUCCUCACAGCCAGAAGAGAACCCGCACUGGUGGAACGCCAACAUGGUCUUCGUUCCUUACUGCUCCAGCGACGUGUGGAGUGGGGCCUCCCCCAAAUCCGAGAAGAACGGCUACGCCUUCCUGGGCGCGCUCAUCAUCCAGGAGGUGGUGCGGGAGCUGCUGGGCAGAGGGCUCGGCGGGGCCAAAGUGCUGCUGCUGGCCGGGAGCAGUGCUGGGGGCACCGGGGUGCUGCUGAACGUGGACCGCGUGGCCGAGCAGCUGGAGGCGCUGGGCCACCCGUCCAUCCAGGUGCGGGGCCUGGCCGACUCCGGCUGGUUCCUGGACAACAAGCAGUACCGCCGCACGGGCUGUGUGGACACCGUCACCUGCGCGCCCACGGAAGCCAUCCGCCGCGGCAUCAGGUACUGGAACGGGGUGGUCCCGGAGCGCUGCCGGCGCCAGUUCAAGGAGGGCGAGGAGUGGAACUGCUUCUUCGGCUACAAGGUCUACCCCACGCUGCGCUGCCCGGUGUUCGUGGUGCAGUGGCUGUUUGACGAGGCCCAGCUGACCGUGGACAACGUGCACCUGACGGGGCAGCCGGUGCAGGAGGGGCAGUGGCUCUACAUCCAGAACCUGGGCCGCGAGCUGCGCGAGACGCUCAGAGACGUGCCGGCCAGCUUUGCGCCCGCCUGCCUGUCCCACGAGAUCAUCAUUCGCAGCCACUGGACCGAGGUCCAGGUGAAGGGGACCUCGCUGCCCCGGGCGCUGCACUGCUGGGACCGCAGCCUGCAGGAGAACCACAAGGCGGGCAGAGCCCCUCUGAAGGGCUGCCCCACCCGCCUGGUGGACAGCUGCCCCUGGCCGCACUGCAACCCCUCGUGCCCCACCAUCCGGGACCAGUUCACGGGGCAGGAGAUGAGCGUGGCCCAGUUCCUCAUGCACAUGGGCUUCGACGUGCAGGCCGUGGCCCAGCAGCAGGGACUGGAGCCCAGCAAGCUGCUGGGCCUGCUGAGCAGUGCCCGCUAGGGGCGCCCUGGAGCCGGCCCCGCCCCGCGGGGAGCCGGCCCCGCCCCGCGGGGAGCCGGCCCCGCCCCGCGAGGAGCCGGCCCCGCCCCGCGGGGAGCCGGCCCCGCCCCGCGAGGAGCCGGCCCCGCCCCGCGGGGAGCCGGCCCCGCCCGGAGACCAAGCACUGGAUCCCCAGCCUGGCUGGGACAGCCCCGCCCAGCCCAGCCCCGCCAAUCAUGCCCUUUUGUAUUAUUUUAUAAAGUGACUUUUUUAUUACUUUAAUUUUUUAAAAAGGAAAAUAAGAACUCUAUGAUGAAUGAUAUUGUUUUGUAACAUAUUUUUUUUAAAUAAUGAAAAAAAAGAUGACAAAAGAGC